UGACCCUUUAUUCAAAUUCCCAUAACUUUUGCUUCAAAUUUCUCUCUCUCAUUGGCCUGUUCAACGGCGCCCAAUUUAAAGCAUAUAAUCCAACCCAAACCCAACACCCACCCAUAAUUUCUUCGUAUAAACUCCCCCUUCUCGAACUUUUUCUCCGCUCAUUUCCCCUUUUCAUCGUUUUUGAAGAAAAGGGUGGUUGCUAAGUGCGAUCAUUUUUCCUUUUUGUUCUUGGUGGAAGUUGGUUAUUGGGGGUUUAAUUUAAUGAUGGAUAAUUAUUAUUAUCAUCAGCUUGCAUCGUGUCCUUCUUAUAGGGAUUCACUGAAAGUUCUUGAGGUUGAUAUACAGUUUGCUAAUAUGCUGGCAGCUUCUAUUCCGAGGGAUAAAGGUGGAGCUUGUCUCCGAAUGGAGUUGGGUUACAAUGACAUGGCAUACAUUUUAUCGUUUUUACUCCAGUGGAUCAAUUUCCCGUGUUCAUGCUUGCUUCAAACCUGUCUCAGUUUCUGCUACGUGAUAGUACACAAGGUCUUGCCAGAUGGGAGGCCGAAGCUUACUUCACUUGGGAGGAAGGCAUCCAUUCGAGAGUUUUACGAUGUGAUACUACCAUCGCUUAAGCGUCUGCGAACGAACCCAUUGGAGCUAGAUGUUAGCGAAGGUGAUAUUCAAGCUUUUGGCACAAUUCCUAAAAAGAAAAUAGAAAAAAGGACUAACAAUUCAGAUGUUGAUAUGGAAAGAGAAGAUGAAUGUGGUAUCUGCUUAGAGCCCUGCACCAAGAUGGUUUUGCCCAAUUGCUGUCAUGCAAUGUGCAUCAAUUGCUACCAUGACUGGAACAUGAGGUCGGUAUCCUGCCCUUUUUGUCGUGGCAGCUUGAAGAGAGUGAACUCAGGGGACUUAUGGGUUCUCCCGUGUAUGGGAGACGUGGUUGACCAAAAAACCGUGUCAAAAGAAGACAAGAAACGCUUCUAUAAUUUCAUAAACAAGCUGCCUAAAGAUAUCCCAGAUGCAGUUUUCUUGGUAUACAAUGACUACUUGAUCUAAUCCGAGUUAGGGGAUGGUUACUAUCUGCUUACCAUCUCUUACCCUGUCAGAGAUGCUGUUGUCUACCAAGCCCCUCUUACUAGUCCAUGAUGCUGACCUGGUAAGCGAAGGAGGGACUCUCAUUCGGUUGGUGACUAGUGAUGACCCAAGGCUCCACUCUUAUCCAGUUAGCGCUUACCCAUUAUGCGUUGGUAAAUGGCCUCUUAGUCGAAAAUGGUAACCUUUUCUUGUAUAUUCGUAAAUUUAACGCAAUUGAUUUUGCAGUCGAUUUCUGCAAAAUAAUGUACAUUCCCAGUGUAGAUAUUAACCAUCAUUCACGAUAGAAAAUGUGUUUUCU
Cynara cardunculus var. scolymus (artichoke) is the source of this 1372-nucleotide messenger RNA. Its product is annotated as E3 ubiquitin-protein ligase AIRP2-like. Lineage: Eukaryota; Viridiplantae; Streptophyta; Magnoliopsida; Asterales; Asteraceae. The transcript has 5 exons. The record is from RefSeq and is a predicted model, not a curated record. Gene Ontology annotation, biological process: protein ubiquitination. Bases 262 to 1035 code for a protein of 257 amino acids. Gene Ontology annotation, molecular function: ubiquitin protein ligase activity.